This is a messenger RNA of Castor canadensis (American beaver), 3336 nucleotides long. It is a transcript of the gene Zc3h3, whose product is annotated as zinc finger CCCH-type containing 3. The record is from RefSeq and is a predicted model, not a curated record. Gene Ontology annotation, cellular component: nucleus. Lineage: Eukaryota; Metazoa; Chordata; Mammalia; Rodentia; Castoridae. Gene Ontology annotation, molecular function: metal ion binding.
GGCCUGGCUGGGCGUCGCGGACUCCGGAGAUGGAGGAAAAGGAGCAGCUACGGCGGCAGAUCCGCCUCCUGCAGGAUCUAAUUGAUGACUACAAAAACCACCAUGGCAAUGUCCCUGCCCCAGGCACCUCUGCUACUUCCCGGUGGCAGCCACCUACUUACCACAGUGGCAGGGCCUUUGGUGCCCGCUACCCUCGUCCAAGUCGGAGGGGCUUCUCCUCACACCAUGGGCCUUUGUGGCGCAAGAAAUACUCCCUUGUGAAUCAUCUCCCGGGAUCCUCUGACCCAGCUGGUGACCGUGCUGUGCAGGCAUCCCUUGGGGUCAAGGGCAGUCAGGACCCCAGCCCCCAGCAGUAUGUCCUUGAAAGACAAGUCCAGCUCAAUCCAGAUCAGAACAUGAUCAUCAAAAUCAAGCCACCAGCAACGUGCAGCUCCAUCAGUGCUCCAGGGACCCAGCAGAGUUCUUUGGAAGAGUAUGAUGACUCCCUCUGGAGUGACCAAAGACCCAGGGAAGGUGAGGGUGAGCCCCCUGGUGGGCAGCUGCAGCCCUCAAGGCUGGGAAGAGCCCGGGGGAAUUGCAGUGUGGAGGACUCCCUUCUGAUCUGCCAGAAGGAGCCUGGCAAGUCCCGGGUAGUGAAGUCUGCAGCCAGCAUGAGUGGCAGCCCUCCAGAGCCUCGCAGGACGGUCAGUGAGAGUGAAAUGGCUACCAAGGCACGCUUCCCUUCUACUCUGCCCCCACGCGCUGGUGUGGGCCCUGGCCGCAAGGCAUGUCCUCGUUCUGCUUCCAUCUGUGCUGCACAGCUCCUCAGUGACCAGAGGGCGAAUGCUGGACACCCAGAUCCGCCAGCUCUCUCAGGCUCAGUGGUGGCCCUGUCCAGACCAGCCUCAGGGACUAGGCAGGCCCGGGAGGCCUCACUGCUAGUGUCUUGUCGAACCAACAAGUUCGGGAAAAACAACUACAAAUGGGUAGCCACCUCAGCAAAGAGCCCCCGGGCCACUCGGAGGGCCCUCAGUCCCAGAACAGCUGCAGAGAGUGUGAACAGGACCCCAUUUGGUACAGCUGGAAAGACAGAGAAACCACAGCCCAGAGCUGACCCGGAGGCCAGGCCCCGGAAGCUGGCUACAUCCUCCAAGCCCGGACCCCCCAUCAGCAAGUACAAAUGGAAGGCCUCCAGUCCCUCUGCCUCCUCCUCUUCUUCCUUCCGUUGGCAGUCAGAGGCUGGCAGCAAGGACCAUGCCUCCCAGCUCUCCCCAGUUCCAUCUAGAUCCCCGCCAGGGGACAGAUCAUCAGUGGAACCUGGCAGCUUGAAACCCCUCUUUGGGGAGCCAUCACUCUCCACUUACAAAGUAAAGAGCCGCACCAAAAUCAUCCGGAGGAGGGGCAGUACCAGCCUUCCUGGGGACAAGAAGAACAGCCCCUCAGUGGCCACUGCUAACAAGAACUUUCUCAGCCUAAGGCGGAGACAGACCCUUCGGGGGAAAAACAGUCCCAUUCUGAAGAAGACCCCCAACAAAGGCCUAAUGCAGGUUACCACACACCGUUUAUGCCACCUGCCACCGAGCCGGGCCCACCUCCCCAUCAAGGAAGCAUCUAGCAUGCACCUGCGGACUCCACCAACCAGCAAGGUGAUCAAGACCCGCUACCGCAUCGUCAAGAAGACUCCGGCUUCUCCACUUAGUGUCCCUUCCUUCCCUCUGUCUCUGCCCUCUUGGAGGGCCCGGCGGCUCUCACUGUCCAGGUCCCUGGUACUGAACUGCCUGCGUCCGGCCGUCAACGGGGGUGGGAAAGCCCCACCUGGCUCCCCUCGGUGGAGGAGCAAAGGCUACCGCUGCAUUGGAGGGGUUCUCUACAAGGUGUCGGCCAACAAGCUCUCUAAGACCUCCAGCCGGCCUGGUGAUGGCAGCAGGACCCUCCUCCGCACAGGCCGACUGGACCCUGCCAGCAGCUGCAGUCGUUCCCGGGCCAGCCGGGCUGUCCAGCGCAGCCUGGCCAUCAUCCGGCAGGCAAGGCAGAAGAAGGAGAAGAAGAGAGAGUACUGCAUGUAUUACAACCGCUUUGGCAGGUGUAACCGCGGCGAGCACUGCCCCUACAUCCACGACCCUGAGAAAGUGGCUGUGUGCACCAGAUUUGUCCGGGGCACAUGCAAGAAGACGGAUGGGACCUGCCCCUUCUCCCACCAUGUGUCCAAGGAGAAGAUGCCCGUGUGCUCCUACUUCCUGAAGGGGAUCUGCAGCAACAGCAACUGUCCUUACAGCCAUGUGUAUGUGUCCCGCAAGGCGGAGGUCUGCAGGGACUUCCUUAAAGGCUACUGCCCACUGGGCGCGAAGUGCAAGAAGAAACACACACUGCUGUGCCCCGACUUUGCCCGCAGGGGUGCAUGUCCCCGUGGUGACCAGUGCCAGCUGCUCCAUCGCAACCAGAAGCGUCACGGCCAAAGGGCAGCUGCAUCUGCUGCCCCAGGGCCCAGUGAUGCCACCCCCAGGAGCAGGGCCCCAGCUGGCCACGGACCCAGGAAGCCCUCAGCUGCCCAGCGUCCCACCAGACAGAUGCCCAGCUCCCCCUCCUGCAGGGCGGUAGCCCCGUCCUCCCCUCCCCCUUCCUCAAGGGUAUUAGCCUCAGCCUCUCCCUUACCAUCAAAGGCUGCUGCUGCCUCCCCCUCUUCCCCCUCUCCUUCCUGUUCCCCUUUCCCCUCGGACCAGGAGGAGCCAUCUCUCCGGGAGGAAGCUGCCUCUUUGGGCAGCCUCAGAAAGCUGCCAUCCUUCAUCUCCCUGCACUCCUCGCCGAGCCCGGGAGGCCAGCCUGGGGCCCGGGUCCUUAGGAGCCCCCUCACCAAGGACUCAGGAAAGCCGCUACACAUCAAACCACGUCUGUGAGUGCCCUGGGGACCAGCCUGCACCUACCUCAGAACUUCACCCCUGGAGAGAACAGAGGCUCUGCCAGCCAAUCUGCCCCCAAAGAGGGAUUGUCUGCCACCAAGCCCUGCCAGGGGCCCCCACACAGGGGCAUAGCUCUGUCUGCCAGCUUUCAACCUUCCUUGGCCUGUGUGUGCCUAUGGCCUCUUCUUCCUCCCUCAGGCCAGGCCCCCACUUCCCUUUCAUGUUCCUGGUCCUUGGGCUCACACCCAGGACUUGCCUGUCAGACCCCACCCCUUGGGAUGCCAGGCAGGGCUUACCCCAGCCUGUCCCGUGUCAUGAGUGUGAUAGCAUCCAAGGGCCAUGUAUCCCCAGCCUUCCCCACCCGGGACUCCUGCCCAGGGAAUUAGCCACUGGCCAGGCCUCCCUGGCAGGCAUUUUAUGUUCAGCAAUAAAGGUUCUGCCCUGUGUCUGGUUGGCCCAU